AUGGUUGCGGGCAACAAUGAACACUACCCCAUGGACGACAUCACUGUGAGGACCCCAUGUGAGCUUCUUACUCCAGUGAGGAAAAUGGUCAAAGCAGUGGCUCACGGUAUUGCUGAAGUACCGUGCGCCGCCUGCGGGUGCCACCGCAACUUCCACCACCGGCUCCCCGAGGAGCCGCCCUCACCGCCCCUCCUCGCGUUGCCUCCUCCCCUUCCCGUGCAGCCAGCUUCGGUGCCGCAGCACGUGAUGCGUGAGGUGCCGGAGGACCGCCUGCCGGCCGCCUUCGAUGAUGAAGAGAUCGACGAGUCGGGCGAGGGGUCGGACUUCGACGAGGAUCGCCUGUUGUCGCCGUUGUCGGCGCCGGCGAUGGGGCUGCCGGGAUACCUCCAGCCGGCACCGCACAUGCUCCUCGUGCUGAGCACCGGCGCGCCGGGCGCCUCGAUCCCAGCGGUGGUGCCAAGGCCUCCGGCCUCCCUAGGCCCGAUGCCGGCACCAGGUGCCGCUUCGGCGGCAGCGCGGAAGCGGCUCCGCACCAAGUUCAGCCUGGAGCAGAAGCAGCGGAUGCAGGUGCUAUCAGAGCGGCUGGGGUGCCAUUUGCAGAUGGUUUGUUGUCAGGGAGGUAGGGAGGAGGGAGACCUAGGGGAGAAGUGGAGAUAG
This is a messenger RNA of Setaria italica (foxtail millet), 657 nucleotides long. RefSeq names its product zinc-finger homeodomain protein 10-like. Gene Ontology annotation, biological process: regulation of DNA-templated transcription; regulation of developmental process. Gene Ontology annotation, molecular function: DNA-binding transcription factor activity; transcription cis-regulatory region binding. The record is from RefSeq and is a predicted model, not a curated record. The coding region runs from base 1 to 657 and encodes 218 amino acids. Gene Ontology annotation, cellular component: nucleus. The transcript has 2 exons. Lineage: Eukaryota; Viridiplantae; Streptophyta; Magnoliopsida; Poales; Poaceae.